Molecule: messenger RNA, 1175 nt
Organism: Periconia digitata
Lineage: Eukaryota; Fungi; Ascomycota; Dothideomycetes; Pleosporales; Periconiaceae
Source: the annotation of a GenBank genome assembly
CAGCAAUCGCGAUAACUCCGCAUCUGUCCGUCCGAGCGCUGGGCUUUCUAUUGGAAGCCCGAGAUAUUUGCCUCCUUGCUGCCUCGACGCUAAGCCGAAAAGGGCGACGGUGCCUAAACUCCCAUCCCCAUAUCACGAGCCAUAUACGAGUUGGCUCCCCUAUAAUAAUGGAACCUGGGGAUUCCACUGCUCAGUCUUAUUUUAAUGGGUCCUCUUCUGAAUUUCAACGUUCGAUAUCGCCAAAGACUACCAUGAGCGGUUUUCCAGGGAAUUUGUCACUUGCGCAGCAGGAAGCAGUGGAUGUCUUACAGCACUUACUAGCGAAACUGAAGGAGCCUGGAUCGAAAUAUUAUGAGCGGUAUGGAGGCCUAGUGGAAAGACAUGCGGACUUGGACGAGUUUUGCUUCUCGUGUAUCAGGCCUUAUGUUUGGCGAUUUUUGGAAGGCAGAUGGAAUCUCGAUGCACUCAAACUCGUGGGUGGCGACUUGCGAUCAGACAGUCGUGGAGUCUAUUUCAGCGCGAUACACGGACUCGAUAAGCAGACGCGGAUUUACAUUGGCCAGAGUCAGCAUCUACGGAUCCGGAUCGCGCAGCAUUGGAACUUUCGUUACCGCCGGGAUAAUCCAUCGCUUCACUACCACGCUAUGCAACAGUCCAUUUUUAAUGUUUUUGGGAUCGUUGCUGUGCUUCCUCCUCCGAACGCUGGAAACCACGCAUUACCGGGAAUGGACUGUCCGGAUUUGCUGUUGAACAUCCUCGAGAUGUGGAUGGCCCUUGCAUUUAAAAGUUUACCGAAACAAACGUUGGUCGAGUGGUUACCCGAAGGCGCUGGAAAAGACACUCCUUUUGGUCCUCUCAACAUAUCGAAUCCACUGGAAACUGGGGGGAGCGAAAGAGGAUGGGUCGAUCUGAGCGACUCCAAAGACCUUCUGAUUCAGGACUACAUUCGUCCGGAGAAGAAGAAGGAAGGUGCUAUCGAGAAGAUGGACGAGGAACCGGAAAAGAAACCGGAUUUACCACCACCUACGGAGAAGAAUCGGGCGAUCCAUGAACAGCUCGUUAUCCAGAUCUCCAGUCGCGCGAUGUUGAUUAUGGUUACAGCGGCUUUUGUGGGCUUCGCGGUAUUUUCACGGGCAGGUGGUUCUGUACCAAAGCCAAAUGGGAGAUGGAGAUGA